Ylistrum balloti is the source of this 3517-nucleotide messenger RNA. RefSeq names its product RUN domain-containing protein 1-like. The record is from RefSeq and is a predicted model, not a curated record. The coding region runs from base 98 to 1855 and encodes 585 amino acids. NCBI's taxonomy places the organism in Eukaryota, Metazoa, Mollusca, Bivalvia, Pectinida, Pectinidae. The transcript is spliced from 18 exons.
AUUUGAGGGUUAAACCUCUGAUUUUGAUCUCCACGCACAUUGGAUUGUUAAAGAAAAUUACAUAAAUUUUACAUUUAUUUGCAAUACAGCACUCAAGAUGAUGGACGAAACAGCAGUAACAAAUGAUUUGGAUGACAGUGUAGAGUACAAUUAUGACAGCUUUGAUGAACAGAAUGAUGAACGACCAACAGAGCGCUGGGCACCACUUGGAGCUGCUGCAACUAGUCCUGUCCCUGGGGCAGCUGCUGAAGCAGAUCACACCCAGCAACUAGAAAAGCUGGAGGAGGAACAAGAACAGCUGAAUUCUUCCCUCAUGGCAUUGACAACUCACUUUGCUCAGGUACAGUUCCGACUGAAGCAGAUUGUCAGUGCUGAUGCUGAUGACAAGGAGGUUCUUCUGAAGGAGUUGGAGCAGUUUGCUUUCAAGGGAAUACCAGAUGUUCGGGGCACAGCAGUACAGGAAGCUCAAAACCUUCAUGAAAACUUAAUGAGUGACAGGGAACAUGAAUUGAAGAUAACAGAACAAAGAGAGAAACAGCAGGAACUAAUCAAACAGCUAAAAACCCAAUUAGAGGACCUUGAGACAUAUGCGUAUGAGACAGGUGAAGCAGAAUUACCAACAAAUAAGAUGAUGGAGAAACAGAAAGUAGUGAUCGACGAGCUUAGAAAUAAGCUGGACUUGGAUCUUGAUAAUUAUCAAAAACUUAGUACUGAGGAAUUGAGAAUGGUUGUAGACCGUGCUGUAGGACAGAUAGUGAAUCCUGCCAAAGUGAAGGAAAAGCUUGUUGAUCAGCUAAAGACACAAAUCACGGACCUAGAACGCUUCAUAGAUUUCUUACAAGGCGAAGCAAGUAGUCCAGGACCUCUUGGCAAGGAAAGGUGUACAUGUCCUGUUCAUCGGGAUGAGUUUGGCGAUGAUGGAUCGGACCAUGGAAAAGAUUGUUGUGUAGCUCCACAAAGUGGACGAGCCUCUCUUAAAGACGGCAAAGCUAGAGCAAAGAACAUUCGUGAGACAACAGCAUUUAUCAGGAGAACAAUUACAGUGCUUCAAAUGUUCCUGUUGAGUCAGUUUGGUUGUGGUAGCAGGGACUUUCAGAGGAAUGUCCUCAAAAAGACUACCAAGGGCAACCACUGGGGUGAUUUGAGGGCCAGACUUGAAGUUGCUAUAACAAAAGUUGCAGACUUGGCAAAAGAACAGCAGGAUGAAAAGGAAUUGAAACAAGAGAAUCAGGACGAUUAUGGCAGUGACUCUGAGGAGAGCCAGGAGCAGAGUAGCCCAGCUUUAACACAAGCUGUGAGGAAAGAUUUGUCUAUGACCAUCCGAGAUCUCAUGCAGCAUGGACUCAUGGAGAUUGGACAAAGUACCAGUGUAGUUCCAUUUGGUUGUAUCCCGAACCGGUCAGCAGCUGUCACCAAACAGAUGCAUGCCUGGGACUUACUCUUGAGGUUUUAUGAGAUGAAGCAUGGAAAAGAAUACAAUGAUUCACCAUUCAGGAAGCUGUCUCAGUCCUUUCAUCUGGAUAUUGUCGGGGGAAAGCCAAUCACUGCCAAACAGACUUUACUUGGGGCCAUUGAUACGGUCAUCACAUCCCAUACACCACUCAAACGAACAGAGGAUUCCCACUUCAAGGCAUUUAUAUCUCUAGCUCUCAAUGAAAAGAAACUUUCCACAUGGUUGAAGUUGCUGUUCCGAACACAGUCACUAAUUGAUCACUACUACCAGGACUGGAGCUAUGUGGCCCGCACAAGUUUUGAUGAUUCACUGAAAUCCAUGGACAGACUGAGUAAAUUCAACUUCCAUUUACCGGUAGACCUGGCUGUGAGACCAUUCAGCAACAUCAAGGAUGCGUUUUAAAGCCUUUCAGUUGCUGCUCACACAGCUGGCCACAGUAGUGGAGCUUUCCUUUCAUUGAAUAUUAAGUUAAAAAAUCACACAGUGCAAAAAGAAAAGAAACCAUUCCAUUUGGGGAGGGGGUAAAGUUUAUGAUUACAUAGAGAAAUUACAAUCUUGACCAUUAGAUUUUUAAUGUUCAAGUUUGAACAAUAAAUGUCUUAAUAUCGUACCAUUUGUAUACACAUAUUGACCUUGGCCCCUAGGGGCUGAUGGACAAGGCCAAAAGAGAUCUAAUCAAUUUUAAAUUCUCAAUAUUUGGAUAUGGUAAACAAUAAUCGGAUACUUACAUUGAUGGAAGGGUCUUGAAAUGUCUAGUUAAGCAGAAGUGGGUGACAGUUCAUGUAACAUUAAUUUUGCAUUACAUACACAAUGUUGUUCAAGUUAUCCUUGUUAACAAGGUGAUUUCUGUGACGUAGGAAAUCGUAACAAACCAUUUGGUUAUAGAAGUCGGGUAACUGUAAAGGCCUUUCACGGUAAAAUAAAUCUUGCGAGAGAAGAUCAGUACUUAUAUCCAAUAAAAUGCCUUUUAACUCAAUAAUUCUAUCUAUUUAUAACAAGUAAACCUCUAAUAUGGUCUUUGCCAGUGUUGAAGAACAACUAGCCUUUCUCUACAUAUUUUGAGGUUUGCAAUUUAAACCUUUUGAUGUCAUAUGAUUAUGAUGUAAUUCAUGUACGAGAUUACAAAGUAAUUUCAGUGUAGUUUCUACUUCCCUCCAACUAAAAUUUUCCAAGACUAGCUAGAUUUUUCUCUGCUUAAUGUUAAUACUCUGAUCAGGAGAUGUAAGAUGACUAGGGGAUCAUCAUCAUUGUGCAAUAUGGCCGGAAGUUUCAAUGUCACAUUACACGAUGUUAUCUCAUUUAAUGAAGUUUGGCUAUUAUGGGAAGUGUUUCGGUGUAGCUGUUAAGAUACACAUUAUGGCUGGUAUACAGUUACAAUUACAUAUUGUCGAAUGACGAUCUUUGAGACUUGGUGGAAAAAUUUGAGGAAAGGGGUUCAUUAGUUGAUUACAAUGAAAAGAACAACAGCUAUAGUUGGAAAUUUACAAUGAAGAGUGACAGGUUUAAUUCAACAUGAUGAGGAAAGGAGAGAAUGGUAACUUGUGUUUAAGACUUACAGAGGAAAACUGAUACCAUAAGUUAGGGUUUGUGAUGGGAGUGGAAAUAUGGGGUUUAGACCUAGAAGGAAAAGUCAGAAGUUUCCUGAUAACUAAGGAUGAAGAGAGGGUAUUUCAAGUCUGACUAUAGAGAGAGCAAUUGCAAGAUUUUGUGAAUGGGAUGAUAGAGACAAAAGGGAAGUUAUUAUUAGUUAGAAGGCAUAUCAGCAGACCUGAUAAUAUGUGAGAGUUGUGAUAGUGAUAAUGUGUAUAAAUCAUGCAAGGUCCUGUACAGUUAGUGUCAGAAAAUUCCAAACUGUGUUCCUAUGUCAUUGUUUUUUUUAAUUAGAUCUUCUCUUAUUUGGUUUGUGUACAUCUGAAAAUUUUCCCUAUUUUGUAAUAACACAAGUGUUAGUGUUUAACUUAUGAGCUUCUUUGGAAUUCUUUUUCAAUUGAACUUUAUUUAUUUUACAACAAUUGUAAAACAAGUUAUUCCAUGUUAUAUAAAUCACUCUUGUUGUCCUGGAUG